AUGUUCAAAUUCACCGUUUUUCUUUUAAUUCAUUUUGUAUCUGCGGAAAAGUUUCUACUAUCUGAACGAGGAUUCAAUCCACAUUUAGAAACGUGUGGACCAUUUGGAAAGUUUCAAGUCAGCGCAUGUGGAUGGGUAAGUUGUUUUUUUUUCAUUGUUUUGAAAAUAGUAAGCUAUCUAUAAUUUUAUAGUACACCCUGCAAGAAACAUGGACGAGUUUCAAAACACUUUUCACUACAUUAGAUUAUUCUAACACUACAGCUGAAGAAUUGACAUCAACUUGUGAUCAAAAAUAUGUAAGAUCUUUUUACAAAAUAUUUUUUUGAAAUUAAUUUUCAAUAACAGGCUUGUCUUCAAAAUACUGGAUGUUAUGCUGAAAGAAUCAAUAUCCGUCUAUUGGAUCGCUGCUCAUAUGCAGCCUUCGUGCUAGGACCUUUUUCUCCUUGCGAGGAUAAGGUAUGAUAAUAGUCUGAAUUUAUCUGAACUUUUUUGAUUUUUUAGCUUCGAGAAAUGAUGAAAAACAAUACAGAAACACAGAAAAUGUCGUUUUGCGUAAAAGAAUAUUUGAGUUCGGUGAGUUUUCAUGGAAUAUUUUUUGGAUCAAUAAAAAGUUUCAGACUGACCCUGAACCAAGCGAUUGUAAUGAACUUACAAAGAGAAUCGAAUGCUUUGCUCCUGAUGUUCAAAAGUUCUGUUCACCUCAUGUAUACGAAUUGCACCAAAAGAUUCAACAAAAAAGAUUAGGAUAUAAAGAAUGUGUGAACGAAGAGAAAACAGAGUAA
Molecule: messenger RNA, 782 nt
Organism: Caenorhabditis angaria
Lineage: Eukaryota; Metazoa; Nematoda; Chromadorea; Rhabditida; Rhabditidae
Source: the annotation of a GenBank genome assembly